Trypanosoma brucei brucei TREU927 is the source of this 1104-nucleotide messenger RNA. RefSeq lists its product as uncharacterized. The transcript has a single exon. The record is from RefSeq and is a predicted model, not a curated record. Gene Ontology annotation, molecular function: RNA binding. Lineage: Eukaryota; Euglenozoa; Kinetoplastea; Trypanosomatida; Trypanosomatidae. Bases 1 to 1104 code for a protein of 367 amino acids.
AUGAAUUUUUCACCAUUGGCGAAUCCUCAGUGUGUGUUCAGCAGCCCCAGCAUAGGCAACGUCAACGAUGAUACAGGUAUGGGCUAUUCCCCAAAACACUGCGACAAUGAUGUGGGGCGUGCAGAUUCACAUGGAGCCGUAACGCACCGACAGUCAAGAACCUUCAGCACCGGGCAUAUGACGAACAUGGUCCAUCACGCCCAGCAAUACCCUGUUUCCAGGGGUAAUAGGCAUACUCGUGUUGGAAGCAAGCUCUUUGUAGGGCAGGUACCUGCUGUCGCAACAGAAAAACAACUGCGACCGGUUUUUGAACCCUAUGGAGAGCUUUUAGAGGUUAAGAUCAUGCGUGAUUCCAUGGGACGUUCAAAGGGGAGCGCAUGGGUGCGUUAUCGAACGGAUGAGAUGGCCUCGAGCGCCAUUUAUGCUCUCCAUGAGAAGCACACGGUUCCUCCCCAAACCAAUCCACUUCGUGUACAAUUUGCCACCAUAAGCAAAGCAAGGUGCCCGAACCAACAGGUGUAUACGAUGAGUUCAAGAGCACCAAUGGCUCAAAUUCCUGGUGAAACGGGCAUGGUGGGAAUGCCGUUGCGUUUGGGUGCCUCUGUUAACAUGUUUCCCCCCACAAUCGCCGACAACAAUGGAGGGUAUACUCUUCCGUCAUCUAUCCACUCUCAGAGUGUUCCCGGCACAGGUUCUGGCCCGUACACAUCAUCUACAAAUCGCGUUGAUGGCUUAGAUAGGAACCGAGGCAGUUAUAGUUCCUUCUCUGUCGAGGAGCAACCAUACACAUCAGCACCGAGACUCUACCAGUUUGAGAGUGUUGUUUAUCCAUCAGCCACUGCUCCCCAUUCAAAUGUAUAUAAUCAACACGUGCAUACACAGCAAAAACAAUCUGAGAGUGGCUCUAACAAGAAAGAGACUUGUACCGGACGUACGUGGACUUUUGACGUAGCGGAUGAUGAACACAUCGAAAGUUUACAAAACGAUGCCUCCAUUUCCAGAAACGGUGGCCUUUCUCUCAACAAUGGGAAUAUUUCGUGGGAUGACGAGAAAUGGCAGUCCCCAACAGGUGCAAUGAUCCGCUUGAGCGGAUCGGGCGAGUAG